UCAAUUACUGUCACGAAUCUCUAACUUGUCGAUCUCCUCUUUCCCAUAUGAAUGGAAGUUAAUUCCAAAUUCUUUAGAGGAAUCGACAGGAGCCGACAGGAACUAUUGUACAUAACGGUAUAUACAGUACUAUCCGUGGACAAGCAAGCAGGACCACAAAAAAUCUUUCCCACCAAGGACCAAGAGCUCCGAUUGAUCCACAUACUGAAUCAAACCAUGGCUUCAACGUUUGAUUUUUCUACUUUGCCAUUGUCAGAUAUCGAUCCUACCCACAAAAUUCCCCUUCAUCGAUGAAAUUAUGACGACUUUUCAAUUAGGAAUCGCCGUCCACAUAAUGCUAUAUGAGGCCACAAUAUUCAAGGUAAGUGGGAAACCUCUUGUAAGUGUAUUUCAUUCAUUCGCAGAGAUUUAUGCUGGACCUUGUUGCCUUUUGAUAUCGUUUGUGUAAGUGAGUGAAGAAAGGCAACAUCAAUCAAAAUCGACGUUCUCAUGGCAGAUCAUCACGAUGAGGGGCGAGAGACUGGUCAAAACACUCCAGCGCCGUCGGUCAGAGACGGCAGCGUUAAUACACAAAGAACUACGAGAACCACGAGAUCUGCGAGAAACGUUCGUCCAAAUGGACAAGCCCACGGCUCUAAAAGAUCACAUAUGCCAAGUUUACGACCCCAUGGAGUACGCCAGCCAACAAAUAAUACACCUCUCGAAGAUCGACCGCAAUACUCCUUAGCUGGUAAUAAUGGAGGGGUUCAACGCGAACCUCAUUAUGUCGACAGAGAGUAUUACGAUUUCAACCCAAAUUACCAAAAACCUAAAGAUGAGCCAGUAUGGGGAUUGGCCAAACCUCUCCCGCGAGUGGUAAGGCCGGGAAUGAGACGAGGGAAACAGGGCGUGGUCGAGAAUAAGGAUGCAGAAAAUGCACAGCCAGGAAGUUCUGAGGCUAUACCGCAACUUGGAAUGAUUGACGAUCAGAGGAAAGGGCAGGCAAAAAAGAAAUCGAAUCGACUUGGUAGGAAUGAGGAGGACCGAGGUUAUGGUCACCAACAACAAGAGCGAGGACGGAGACAGAGCUACAGAUCUAAUAGGCAGGAUUCUGAGAACUUGAUAUUGGAUCACAAUGGCACUCCGCUAGCCGAGAGAGAUAACCCUAUGGAUGAGUGGAGAUCUCCUCAGGAUGAUGGGGAAGGAGAUCUGGGCCGGCAAAACACGAAUCGACUAUCUGAUGUUGAGGAACAUCCCUCAGGAUCAACGUUAACUCAUCAUUCUACGACACAAAGUGCAGACUUUGCAAACGACGAGAACGAUGAUGGGCUUGAUUUGGAGAGGGGAGAUAAGGUAGAAGACGAUGAAUGGUCUUUAAGUAGUGAAGAAGCGGAGCAGUAUAUUCAAGAGGAAAGAGACAACCACAAUGCUUUGGCAGCAAUUCGUGAAAGAUUUCGUGAGCCAUUAGCCGAGUGCUUAGCAACAAUGAUAGCAGUCCUCAUUGGUAUAGCCACUAAUCUUGCUGUUCAAACCUCAGCAGACACUUCAGGCAAUUAUCAAUCCACAAAUUGGGCUUGGGGUUUAGGUAUCACAAUAGGUAUUUACGUCGCAGGUGGAAUUUCCGGUGCGCAUCUUAAUCCCGCCAUAUCCCUCAUGUUAUGUAUAUCGAGAGGCUUCCCUAUACGAAAAGCAUCUAUUUAUAUCCUCGCGCAAAUCCUCGGUGGUUUUCUCGCCGGACUCAUCGCAUACGGCAUCUACAAAGAUGCAAUUGCCACAUAUAAUGCUACUGGUGGUUCACUCGGCAAUGGCCAAGUAGUCAACCUACUAGCCGGAGGCACAGGCACAUCUUUCUACACACAGCCCCAAGCCUUCGCUAGCCCCUCGGCGAGUUUCUUUAACGAAUUCGUCGCCACUGCCAUCCUCGCCUGCACCGUCCUCGCCCUCGGAGACGACUCCAACGCACCCCCAGGAGCAGGUAUGCACGCGCUCAUUGUCGGCCUCGUCGUCACCGUGCUCACUAUGGCUUUCGGCUACACCACUGGUGCAUGUCUUAACCCGGCCCGAGAUUUCGGCCCGCGUCUCGCUACCGCAGCAGUAGGAUACGGCAGAGAAGUCUUUACCGUCUCGAAUGCGUGGUGGAUUUAUGGGGCUUGGGGUGCGACGAUCACGGGUGCGUUAAUUGGAGGUCUGUUUUAUGAUGUGGCUAUUUUUGUAGGAGGCGAAAGUCCGGUUAAUUAUCCGAGAAAAAGGAGGAAGCAAAUUGCGAAGAAUGCAAAGGGAAAGGCGGAAAAGGGAUGGUGGAUUUUCAAAAGAGAUGUAGAAAUGGGUCUGAAAGGGGAUUUUGGGAAAGAGGGAUGAUUUUUUUUUUUCGAUUUUCGUUUGGGGGUAAUUUUAUCUUAUGAAGAUUAGGCGUUGAUGAAAAGUAAAGGUGUUGGGGGAUUGUAUUUCAUAUCUAUAUAUAGCGUUGAGGUUUUCUUAUUCUUUGAUUCUGAAAUGAUAAACAAGUAUCAUCGAUUUUAUAAUAUUCAUCAUAUUCCAUACACCAUAUAC
This is a messenger RNA of Botrytis sinoallii, 2529 nucleotides long. RefSeq lists its product as uncharacterized. Gene Ontology annotation, biological process: glycerol transmembrane transport; water transport. Bases 490 to 2337 code for a protein of 615 amino acids. Gene Ontology annotation, cellular component: plasma membrane. Gene Ontology annotation, molecular function: water channel activity; glycerol channel activity. Lineage: Eukaryota; Fungi; Ascomycota; Leotiomycetes; Helotiales; Sclerotiniaceae. The record is from RefSeq and is a predicted model, not a curated record. The transcript is spliced from 2 exons.